GAUGAAGUGGGGUGCCGUGCGCGCGCCCCAAAGCCCAGAUUCACAAAAGCAGCAGAUCUGCAGAGAGGUGAACAUACACACAGCCCCUUCUCAGCCUGCUGCACCAAAGCGGAGAAGAAACCGGAGCAAUUUGGUUCAGCUGGGUCUGGUUCCGUCUGGACCAGAACUCGCCACGGAGAUGAGACUUUUAAAAGUAACUUAAAGCCAUCAUUUGGAUCCUGUUCACUUCAAACGCCGCUGAUGUCCCACCGCGCUUCGGAUGUAGCAAGAAUGGCAUAACUUUACAUGCAUUGGGUCCAGUUUCGCGUGGGGACAUUCAUCCCAGCUCGGACCCCGUGUCCAGGCAGCUGAAGCCGAACAAGAGGCGAGGCGGCGGGAGAACCGUGAACCCGGAGCGGCCGGGCGGGAUGGUGCGCCUCUGGAACUGCCUGCUGCUGGGAUAUCUGACCUGGAACCUGCGCAUAUCGGACGCUCAAGGGGAGUACUGCCACGGCUGGUUGGACUCUAACGGGAAUUACCAUGAGGGCUUUCAGUGUCCGGAAGACUUUGACACCACGGACGCGACCGUGUGCUGCGGCUCCUGCGCGCUGCGCUACUGCUGCGCGGCCGCGGACGCACGCCUGGACCAGGGGGUCUGCACCAACGACCGGGAGGUGGACAACACGGAGUUUGCCCCGCAGCCCAUCUAUGUUCCCUUCCUCAUGGUGGGAAGCAUCUUCAUAGCCUUCGUCAUCGUCGGCUCCCUGGUGGCGGUCUACUGUUGCACCUGCCUGCGGCCCAAGCAGCCCACCCAGCAGCCCAUCCGCUUCUCUCUGCGCAGCUGCCAAGGAGAGACCAUCCCCAUGAUCCUGACCACAGCCCCGCCCAGCCUGCGCGCCCCGUCUCGGCAGUCCAGCACGGCCACCACCAGCUCCAGCUCAGCGGGCGGGGGCAGCUCCACGCGGAGGUUUUCUCUGGGGGCUCCGGCCCAGCAGCAGCAAGGCUGCCUUGUGACUGCCACUGUCUCCUCCUCAGCCUCCACUCCAACUCAGACCCCACAGACUCUACUACCUCCUCCACCGCCUCCGCCCUACACAUCGCCGCCCAUAACAGGAGCGCUCCAGCACCCACAGCUGCAGCUCCACCAACCCUCUCACCCCGUUCAGAGCACCAGCUUCCUGCUUCCCCAGCAGUACUUCUUCCCCCUGCAGCCCGACGCCUUCACAGCAACCAAGGGCUUUGCUGACUUUGGACAGAGCUGACAGGGGUCACCAGAGGCUUACAGGAACUCCUGGAUGGCGGAGCAUGAGUCAGUGAGAACAAACAUGGCUGCCCAGGUUGUGAUGUUAAGGACUGAUUGAGUGAACUGGACACAACAAUAGGCCUGUUUGGGGACCAUUUCUACAUUUUAUGCACUUUUAUAAAGUCAGCAGAUCCCUGUGGUCUAACUAAACUCCUGUCCAACUUCCUCCAAACACAUCUAAAUGUCUCAAAAUGUUGAUUUUUUUCUUUCUUUUUUUUUUUUAUAGAAGUAUAUUAUACAGAGAAUGUAGGAAGUUUAAAAUGUAAAAAUUGACACCUGGAAGUGAAGAGACGCUUUCUUUGUGUGGAAAUGUGGGCUUUUAUGAAAUGAUUUCCUAAUGUACGCUAAUUAAAAGUUGUUUUAUUGCCA
Molecule: messenger RNA, 1651 nt
Organism: Gambusia affinis (western mosquitofish)
Lineage: Eukaryota; Metazoa; Chordata; Actinopteri; Cyprinodontiformes; Poeciliidae
Gene: shisa3
Product: shisa family member 3
Exons: 2
Coding region: 408-1241 (277 amino acids)
Source: RefSeq, a predicted model, not a curated record